AUGGCUGAUAACGGAGUUCAACAGCUCAAUCAAGCCGAGCUACUAGCCCAGAUGGCCGAACUCCAAGCAGAGGUUCGAAAACUUACCGAGCUUUCCACUCAGAAUAGUUCCGGAAAACAUGAAGGGAAUAGCUCUAAAAGCUCAACCCAGGGAAACUCGGACCCUUUAAUCGUCACUCCGCCAAAAGAAAAGUUGACGCUAGACAACCCCUUUUCCGAGGAGAUCACAAAUUUCAAGAUGCCGAAAAACUUCGUUUUACCUAACUCCCUAGAGCCUUACAAGGGGAUUGGUGACCCCCGAGCUCAUGUUAAAAAGUUUCAAUCUAUGAUGUUCUUUAAUGGCACUAAUAAUGAACCUAUACUAUGUCGUUCUUUUCCCACUUACCUUGAUGGUGCUGCUUUACUGUGGUUUUCUAAAUUAUCUGCAGGGUCAAUCUCGUCCUUCGAGGAUCUGGCAAGGUCCUUCAUCGACUACUUUGCCGCCUCGAGGAUAUAUGUUCAUGGAUCAGACUAUCUGGGGACAAUAAAACAAGGACAACACGAAAGCCUCAAAGACUACCUAACCCGAUUUGCUGAAGCAACCAUGAAGAUUCCGGACUUAGAUCCUAACGUUCACUUACAUGCACUUAAAACCGGACUCAGACCAGGGAAGUUCAGGGAAACAAUAGCGAUCACUAAACCCAAAACAUUGGAGGAAUUCCGAGAAAGAGCCGCAGGUCAAAUGGAAAUCGAGGAGCUACGCGAAGCACAAAAGCCAGACAGACCGCCGACCAGAAAGGAAGAAGAAAGGACAUUCAAGCCGAUGAGCAGGAAGGACCAAAAGAAACCCUUCAAACUCACCCCAAAGUUCGACACUUACACCAAAUUCAACACAAAAAGGGAGAACAUAAUCAAGGAAAUCCUCCACGCCAAAAUAGUUAAACCUCCGGCCAGAGCGGGAAGCUAUCAAGACCAAUGA
Molecule: messenger RNA, 957 nt
Organism: Arachis stenosperma
Lineage: Eukaryota; Viridiplantae; Streptophyta; Magnoliopsida; Fabales; Fabaceae
Exons: 1
Coding region: 1-957 (318 amino acids)
Source: RefSeq, a predicted model, not a curated record